GCGUGCGCCUCAGGAGCCCCUCCAGGUCCGCACCCCCUGGCUGGUCCCAGGCGCGGCCGGGCCGGGGGAACUGCUCUCCCGGGACCGAAAGGAAGGUCUUUUCCAGGCACUGCUCCCGGUUGCUUUUCUACAAGAUGUGGGGGUUUUUGCAGCGCCCCGUAGUGGUGACCGCGGAUGUCAACUUGACCGUCGUGGCUCUGACUGCGGUGGGGCUGCUGAGCCGGCUGUGGCGCCUCACCUACCCCCGGGCCGUGGUUUUCGAUGAAGUGUAUUACGGGCAGUACCUCUCCUUCUACAUGAAGCGGGUCUUCUUUUUGGAUGCCAGCGGCCCGCCCUUUGGCCACAUGCUGCUGGCCUUGGGAGGUUAUUUGGGAGGAUUCGACGGCAACUUUCUGUGGAACAGAAUUGGAGCAGAAUACAGCAGCAACGUGCCCGUGUGGUCCCUGCGCCUGCUGCCGGCCCUCGCGGGCGCCCUGUCGGUGCCGAUGGCCUACCAGAUCCUGUGGGAGCUCCGGUUUUCUCACUGCGCCGCCAUGGGAGCCGCCCUGCUCAUGCUCAUCGAGAACGCGCUGGUCACGCAGGCCAGGCUCAUGCUCCUGGAAUCGCUGCUGAUCUUCUUCAACCUGCUGGCCGUGCUGUCCUACCUGAAGUUCUCCAACUGCCGGCACAGGCCCUUCUCCCCCGGCUGGUGGCUGUGGCUGACGCUGACCGGAGUGGCCUGCUCCUGCGCCGUCGGCAUCAAGUACAUGGGCGUUUUCACGUACUUGCUGGUGCUCGGAGUCGCCGCCGUCCACACCUGGCACCUGAUCGGAGACCGGGCUCUGUCACAUGUCUGUGUGCUGGGCCACGUGCUGGCCCGCACAGCGGCUCUGCUGGUCGUCCCGGCCGCGACGUACCUGCUGUUCUUCUACGUCCACUUGACGCUGCUCUGCCGCUCGGGGCCCCACGACCAGAUCAUGUCCAGCGCGUUCCAGGCCAGCCUGGAGGGGGGGCUGGCGCGGAUCACGCAAGGCCAGCCCCUGGAGGUGGCCUACGGCUCGCAGGUCACCCUGAAGAGCGCCUCGGGCAAGCCCGUGCCCUGCUGGCUCCACUCCCACCCGAGCACCUACCCGCUGAGCUACGAGGACGGCCGGGGCAGCUCCCACCAGCAGCAGGUGACCUGUUACCCCUUCAAAGAUGUCAACAACUGGUGGAUCGUCAAGGACCCCGGGAGGCACCAGCUGGAGGUGAGCAGCCCGCCGAGGCCCGUGCGGCACGGGGACGUGGUGCAGCUGGUGCACGGCAUGACCGGCCGCCGCCUCAACACGCACGACGUGGCAGCCCCCCUGAACCCCCACGCGCAGGAGGUGUCCUGCUACAUCGACUACAACAUCUCCAUGCCCGCCCAGAGCCUCUGGAGGCUGGACAUUGUGAACCGAGAGUCGGACGCCGCGAUCUGGAAGACCAUCCUAUCGGAGGUGCGCUUCGUGCACCUGAACACGUCCGCCGUCCUGAAGCUGAGCGGGGCCCACCUCCCCGACUGGGGCUUUCGGCAGCUGGAGGUGGUUGGGGAGAAGCUGUCGCGGGGCUCCCACGAGAGCGCCGUGUGGACCGUGGAGGAGCACCGCUACGGCAGGAGCCAGGAGCAGAAGGAGAGGGAGCUGGAGCUGCACUCACCGACUCACGCGGACGUCAGCAGGAACCUGAGCUUCAUGGCCAGAUUCUCGGAGCUGCAGUGGAGGAUGCUGACGGUGAGGAGCGACGACUCGGAGCAUAAGUACAGCUCCACGCCGCUGGACUGGGUCACCCUGGACACCAACAUCGCCUACUGGCUGCACCCCAGGACCAGUGCUCAGAUCCACCUGCUGGGGAACGUGGUGAUCUGGGCUUCCGCCGGCCUCGCCACCGCGCUGUACGCCCUGCUCUUCUGCUGGUACCUGCUCCGACGCCGGAGGCGUGUCUGUGAGCUCCCCGAGGAUUCCUGGCUGCGCUGGGUGCAGGCCGGGGCCCUGUGUGCCGGCGGCUGGGCGGUGAACUACCUCCCGUUCUUCCUGAUGGAGAAGACGCUCUUCCUCUACCACUACCUGCCCGCACUCACCUUCCAGAUCCUUCUGCUGCCCGUGGUUUUGCAGCACAUCAGCGAGCACCUGUGCAGGUCCCAGCUCCACAGGAGCCUGUUCGGCGCCCUGGUGGUGGCGUGGUACUCCGCCGCCUGCCACGUGUUUAACGUGCUGCGCCCACUGACCUACGGGGACAAGUCGCUGUCACCCAGCGACCUCCAGGCCCUUCGCUGGAGAGAGAGCUGGGACAUCCUGAUCCGCAAACACUAGCAGGACCGGCACGAGACAUCCGGGUCGGGACCGGGACACGCUCAGGGGGGCUGGCCAGGCCUGGCGGGCGCGCUCCUCUCGUUUCCUUCACCUGAAGCACUUCACUUUAUGCGGGCGAUAAAGAACACGCUGUGCCCACGAAUCCCGGAGCCCUACACGGGACGUGUGUGUCGAGUGGCUCGUGCGGGACUUGGCGACAGAGGAGAGAUGGCAGGGAGUGCGAGUGACGGGUGUUAGGGUCAGAUCAGACGGGCCGGGCUUGCUAACAGACACGCCUGAUCCUCCCUCCCGAACACCCACUGGCCCCGAGCUAGAGCCGUGAGGCCGGCCGGCCGGGGCCGCAGUCCCUGAGUGGAGACAGUAACCCUGUGUCAACCCUGUUGCUGACUAAAUCGCAAGGUUGACGAGGAGCAGGCAGUCAAGGUGUCAUCUGUUCCUUGUCCUGAACUCGCCUUUUGGUGUCAUUAAAAAGGGGACAUGCCCUUGCCACCUUGGUUCAGUGGACAGAGCGCCAGCUUGCGGACUGAAGGGUCCCAGGUUCAAGUCUGGCCAAGGGCACAUGCCUGGGUUGCGGGCUCGAUCCCCAGUAGGGGGCAUGUAGGAGGCUGCCAAUCAGUGAUUCUCAUCACAGAUGUUUCUCUCCCCUCCUCUCUGAAAUCAAUAAAUAUAUUUUU
Molecule: messenger RNA, 2983 nt
Organism: Eptesicus fuscus (big brown bat)
Lineage: Eukaryota; Metazoa; Chordata; Mammalia; Chiroptera; Vespertilionidae
Gene: POMT1
Product: protein O-mannosyltransferase 1
Exons: 20
Coding region: 135-2309 (724 amino acids)
Biological process (GO): protein O-linked glycosylation
Cellular component (GO): membrane
Molecular function (GO): mannosyltransferase activity
Source: RefSeq, a predicted model, not a curated record